AUGUUAUCACACCUCAUCCUCACACAGCAUAAAGGUUGCCCUGGCCCCUGGAUUCCUCGCAUUGUCAGUCAAUUGUCGAGCUUCCACAAGGACCUGACGGACAAAUUCAAUGCUUUCAUUGAGCAAUACAAAAUCAGCAUAAUCAGUCAUUACCACGUAAGCUCAAAGUCAGAUGACGAUGAAAUGCUGGCCAAGAAACUCAAUGCGACGCUUGACGUACACGGUGAGAUUCAGAUUGGCCUUCCAAGAGGUGACAACACGCUGUUCAAUGUCUCCGCACACGAGCAUCAGACUCUCAUUGCCAGUAGGGUUGAAAACGCGAAGGCCUGCUCACGCAAAGACUAUCAAGAAUGGCUCCGACUUCUCACUCGAUUCGGCCUAGACAUUCCUGCGCGACAGGGUUCGAAGCCUGCCUACAAAAACCUAUGUGAUUGGAUCCUUUCAGAUGCCGGACUGGCUUCGUGGGCAGAUAAGGCCACGGGGGCUAGCAAGGAGACGGGGGCUGCUGUAAUGAAAAGCCAUGAACAACAGAGUCUACAAGACCCAGACUCAGAGGUAUCGAAUGAUCCAAAGACAGGGGAGGUCCCAAAGCGCAGCCAACACGCCGUGGCCAGGACCAUGACAACACUAGAGAUUGGAGGCUGUGUUCGAGACACCACCAUUCUCACAAGUUCCCUUAUUUCCUCACUCCGGGAGCGGCAGGAAUGGCCAAUGGACAUCUUCCUGACUCUGGCACAUCACAAGCCGCGCCCUUUUCCGCUGACAAAAGCACAGCUUAUGGCAUGUGUUUGCCGGCAGCUGCUGACAGGGCAUCCCAGCCUUUGUGUCGAAAUCCAGCCACUGCUGGCGGAUGCACGAAACGCUCUCGACAGCCACAACAUUGCCUGGAUAGAGGCCACAUUGUGGACAUGUCUCGUGACGCUUCUUGGCGGACAGGUCCUAGGCCAGCCGUUUCUCAUCGCCCAUCAGCCGGCCGAGCCUGAUUUCGCCUCGCCCUUUUUGCAACUUAUUGCCGACCUUGCUGGCUUGGUCCAAACAACAGAAAUUUCAGUCAAGAUCCUGGUCGUGCGGAAUGUGGCCUCUUGUCCGGGCACAACGCCCGAUGCCAGUACCUGUAUAAAUCCCAAUACGACCCGAGAUGGAGCCCCCUCCUCUAGUUCGACUGUUGACCAUAUACAACAAGAUACUAACCGCGUCGUUAUUCGAAAAAUGAUAGAUCCUGGCGAUACCGACGUUUUAAAAGCUCUUGGAAUGGACUACGACGCGUGUUUCGACCGUCUAGGUCCAGAGAGGGCUCAGGUUCUUUCCCGAAAAGAUGGCAUGGAAUUUUUGGCAGCGUCCACGGAUCUGGAGACUAUGCGGUACUUGUUUGCUGUGCUGGAACAACAUUCCUUCCUGUCCUUGCAGUCGGUCAGAAAAUCCCUGUUUUCGGCAAUCAGUCAGGACGUUGUCACGGCCAUACUGAAUCUGGUACCCAAAUCCGUGGAGAGUGUGGUAAGAACUGGGAUUCUAUGGAUCACCCACGCCCUGCGGCCACUUACAUGUGCCGAAUUCGCGACGGCACUUGGGAUGGGGGCAGAUGACGUCGUUGGCGACGGCCUUAGCAUAAUCACCGUCUCAGAAUUCGAAAGACUGUUGUGCGGACUUGUUGAGGUUGAGGACGGCACCGUUUACCUGGCCAGUUCCCUGCUUACUCAGCACCUUCUCCAACAGACGUCUGGUCAUGCAAAGGACUCGUCGCAUUUUCUUGGCCUCAAGCCUGCUUGUAGUCCAGACAUUGCCCUCAGUUGCCGCAGAUACAUCCUUCAUCACUACCGGAGCGGGCAGCCCGAAAAGGCAUCGGAAGAGUCGGAAGGGGGGGCUAUCGAAGCCCAGAGCUUUUCUGGUGAUGCUCCCGGUGACGUGGCGGCCGGGCAAUUGGACUCGGGGCCGCUGAUGUCCUACGCUGUCGAGCAUUGGUUCACGCAUCUACGGUUAAAAGACUACUCGUCUGGAGAUACGGAAUUGGAGGAUGAAUUUGUCUGUGACGGAGACCUGGUUCAUUGCUGCCUGCGACUUCGAAGUUCUGGACGCGCCUUUCAGCCGCCCGAGUCAAAUCAACAGACUGUGCCCAGCAUCAUCCAGAUCCGAGACCGACUGCAUGUAGACCGUGCUGAGGCCAUCAGCCUCGCACUGCAUGCAUCUGAUAUUGAAUGCGCACCCGACCAGGGGAAGUGUCCAUCCACAGUGGCCCUGGCUGCGUGUCAGAUGGGAAUCGCCAGCACUCUACACCAACUUGAUCAAUGCGGCGACUUUGGAGACGAGUAUACCCUGAAGAGAGCUUUCCAGAUAGGGUCCGACUCGUCCCUGUGUAUACUAGCAGAGAGGUACAGCGAGUUCGUCAAGAAGAAUGUGCACGAGAUUCUCCAGGAUGCAACCCGGCUUGGAAAUUCCGGCCUGAUAAUGCACUUGACGAACAAGCCCGAUUUAUGGGCCGACUCGGACCGUGGACAAUAUCAUCAACCUCUUCUACACGUCAUUGCAGCACUGGGUGGUUCGCUUCCACCGCAGGCAUUAUGGGAGCGGCAGGAGCAAUACAUUAGCCACGCCUCCGAGCAAUAUCAGGAGAGAACGCCUCUCCAUCUUGCUUCCAUGUCCGGUCAAGAGUGUCUAGUGUCCAAGAUCCUGUCCAAGCUUGGCGAGUCCGAAGCAGCCAAGGCGUCGCUCAACAUGAGAGACUUGAUGGGCGCCACCCCGUUGUUCCUCGCCAGCCAGCGCGGACGAUUCACCGUGGUGCGGCAGCUUCUCACUGCGGGCGCCGAUCACUCUGUGUGCGACAACCAAGAGCAAAGUCCGCUGCACGUAGCCUGUCGCAACGGCCAUUGGAACAUUGCCGAGACGCUUCUUGUCUGGGGGGCAGCGCCGAAUGCUAAGGACAGCGCUGGCAGAACUCCGCUGCAUCUGGCGUUGGAGAACAAUCACCUCGGAAUCGCCUUGAUGCUUCUGGGAGACACCACAUCUGCUCCGAUUCAUGAGAGGGAUGUUGACGUGAAUUCUCACGCAUCUGACGGCUCAACUGCGCUCAUUAUUGCGACCAAGGGUAACCAUCUGAACAUGGUCCGGAUUCUUGUAGGUCGCGGUGCCAGUGUAAUAUGGCGUGACGGAAACGGCCGUGACGCUCUGCAGUAUGCGGCGCAGUACGGCCACGACCAAGUUUUACACGAGCUCCUGGAGGCGGCAAAAGUGGUGGGCAGCGACGACGGGUACCAAGCGAAUCCCUCCCUUCUCUCGCUGUCGGCUCUUGCGGGCCAUGUCCAGGUCAUCAAGAUGCUGCUGGACAGAGGCUUCAGGGACACGGAUGCGCUGGUUCUGGCUUGCCAGUACGGACAGACUGCGGCGGUAAAGGUCCUUACGCCUUGCACGUCCUCGGCCAGUCUAAAUGCUGGCUACUUGAGAGCUGCGUCGUUUCAAUGGCAAGACACGGUCAAGACACUACUCGACGCCGGGGCAGACAUAAAUACCAAGUCCUCAUUAAACCUGACGGCAUUACAUCACGGUGCCUUUAGCUCCAACCCGAGGUUGGUGCAGCUUCUGGUCAGCAGAGGUGCCAAGCUUGAUGUGAGAGACAUCAGCGAGAGCACCCCCCUUCACUAUGCCGCAAGAGAGUGCUCUGUAGAAUGCCUCAAGAUACUGGUCGAGGCCGGGGCCGGCCUAAAUGUCGAGAACGAAAAGGGGGCCACUCCGCUCUACCUGGCUGCCACAGCCGGCAGUAAGGACGGCGUCGGCAUCUUGCUUGCCGCCAAGUCAUCUUUCGCUGUGCCGCAGCCCUUUGCAGGUGAGUAUUCCACAUUCCUCGACCUGGCGCUGGCCACUUUCAAACUGGACGUGUUCCGGCCAAUUGUGAAGCACGCCGCCGACAUCUGGGGGCCGGGCUUCUGCUUGUCUCCUAAAGCGUUGUUCCCCUUCCUGCAUGGGCAGAAGGAGAAGGGCCGGGACACGGAAAAAGUGCGGAUUCUGCUGGAAUAUGGCAUGGACCCGAAUCAGGAACUCGGCAACUACGGUUCGAUGCUUCAUUACGCCGCUGCCUGGGGUUGGCUGGAGCUCGCAAAGCUGCUGUGCGAGUCUGACAAGACGGACGUGAACCUCGUCGGCCAGAAACACGGGACUCCGCUUCAGGUUGCUGUUAUCGAAGGCGGCAAGGACGGUCCGAAAAUGGUCGAGCUGCUUCUCAGCCGCGGCGCCGACGUCCGCAAAGGUAGCGGCUUCUACGGCUCGCCGCUGCACGCCGCAGCUGCCAUGCCCUCAGUCGUUCCCGGGGUCGGCGUGGCCGUCGCCGUCGCCAUCGCCGAGUACAAAACCAUGGCCAAAAUGAUCCUAGAUCAUGACAACACCACUCUCAACAUACACGCCGGCCGUCACACAACACCUUUGCAGUUUGCAAUCCACGCCAAGUGGAAGAGUAUGGUCGAGUUCCUCCUGGAACGCCAGUCAAUGCUCAAGGAUAACGACGGCACGCCGCUCCAUCUCGCAGCCUACCUUGGAGAUCGAAAAGUGGUCGGCUGUCUUCUGCACCAUAAAUAUGUAUCGCCCGGGGCGCGCGACAUGUGCGGCCGCCUGCCGCUGCACCUUGCCGCAUGCUCAAGACGUUUAGGCGCCGCGAUGCAGUAUCUGGAGAGGCUCACCAACGACGAGAUCACAUUGGUAAGCACAGACGAGCACCAACGCCAGCACGCCCUCCACUUCGCGGCCGGGCGCGGACACCUAGACGUGGUGAAAUUGGUUCUUGAGAAACAUCCAGAUGCAGUGCGAGACUGCGACGUAGACGGCUGGACCCCGCUGCACUGGGCAUGUCGCAGCCAGAAUAGCGAAGUCGUCGAGUUCCUUUUAGAUAGAGAUGGCUCGACUUGUAGGAACGCAAGGAGCCUCCGAGGCUGGACCCCUUUCGACGUCGCUUGGUACCACGGCGGCCACCUUACCAGUGACGAGAGCUUGAGAAAUCGUCUCAGGCCCGACGACCCGCAGCUGCCGUUCCAGUCUCCGGCCGACAUCGCGGCCGACGAGGAGACUUCUCGACCGCUAGAGCCAGACGAAGCGGCGCCGUCAAGCUCGGGACUUGAAGUUAUCUGUGAUGCCUGCAAGUGUAUGAUAUAUGGGCCAUUAUACGAGUGUACGAGAUGUAUCGCCUUCCACAUGUGCUUCAAGACCUUCCGUCGCGUGGUGAAGAUGCACUACCGUGGCCAUCCAUUCAGGAAGAUUACAUGCUCUGGUGAGAUACUCGAGACAGAUCCGUGGGGAUAA
Metarhizium robertsii ARSEF 23 is the source of this 5277-nucleotide messenger RNA. RefSeq names its product Ankyrin repeat-containing domain protein. The transcript is spliced from 4 exons. Gene Ontology annotation, molecular function: protein binding. Lineage: Eukaryota; Fungi; Ascomycota; Sordariomycetes; Hypocreales; Clavicipitaceae. Bases 1 to 5277 code for a protein of 1758 amino acids. The record is from RefSeq and is a predicted model, not a curated record.